Messenger RNA from Wallemia ichthyophaga EXF-994, 228 nucleotides. RefSeq names its product Mitotic-spindle organizing protein 1. The transcript has 3 exons. Gene Ontology annotation, cellular component: gamma-tubulin ring complex. The coding region runs from base 1 to 228 and encodes 75 amino acids. NCBI's taxonomy places the organism in Eukaryota, Fungi, Basidiomycota, Wallemiomycetes, Wallemiales, Wallemiaceae. Gene Ontology annotation, biological process: gamma-tubulin complex localization. The record is from RefSeq and is a predicted model, not a curated record.
AUGGAGGCGAAAGAGAGCAAAGACGCGCUAGCAGCGGCAGUACCAACAUCAGCGACAGAGAAGCCAGAAAAGCCAGUGGCUGCAGAGGAAGUACUCGAUGCGCUUUACGAACUAUCGCAGGCGUUGAAUAGCGGGAUAAGCAAGGAGACGCUAUCGAGUAGCCUGGAUGUGAUUGAACAGGGCGUGGAUCCGACGACGCUGGCUGAAACACUCAGCUCUCUAAUUUAA